Messenger RNA from Medicago truncatula (barrel medic), 690 nucleotides. RefSeq lists its product as uncharacterized. The transcript is spliced from 3 exons. The record is from RefSeq and is a predicted model, not a curated record. Lineage: Eukaryota; Viridiplantae; Streptophyta; Magnoliopsida; Fabales; Fabaceae. Gene Ontology annotation, molecular function: protein binding. The coding region runs from base 1 to 690 and encodes 229 amino acids.
AUGACAGAUACAUCCAAAACAAGGAACAGCGAUGAUCCAAACAAAAGGUUUCUCAAGUUUUGUGUUCCCAUUCACAAGCAUGCUCUAAACGGAAACUGGCCUGCAGCCAAACGCAUCUUAGACAAACAGAAUGAGCUUAAAAAUGCUGCCAUAGCAAAUGGGUGGCAUACACUACUGCAUAUUUCUGCAGGUGCAAACCAAAUUCACUUUGUGAAGGAGCUAUUGAAGAUGCUUCAUGACAAUGAUAUAGCAUUGCAAGAUGCCAAUGGUAACACUGCUUUCUGUAUUGCUGCUGCAGUUGGAAACAUGAAAAUUGUUGACUUAAUGCUGAAAAGAAACCCCGAUUUACCUAUUAUAAGAGGUGCAUUAGGAUAUACUCCUAUUCAGAAUGCUGCAUUGCAAGGAAGAUACAAAAUGGCAUGGCAUCUAUAUGAUAAAACAAUACAUUGUUUUGAAGACAAUGACUGGGAAUUAUUGUUCUUUGCUUGUAUCUACACUGGCAUCUAUGACUUGGCCUUGAAAAUGGCAAGAGGCAGAAAUGCACUUGCUUUUGCACGUGAUGUGAAUGAAGAGACAGCUUUGCAUCUCUUGGCUCAAAAUCAAAUGCCAUUGGAUUCUUGUUGUCAUUGUCUGGAACAUGAUCAUCAUCCCAUCAUGACUAAUCCUGGUAAAUCAUUUCAUAACUUUUAG